Notodromas monacha is the source of this 310-nucleotide messenger RNA. NCBI's taxonomy places the organism in Eukaryota, Metazoa, Arthropoda, Ostracoda, Podocopida, Cyprididae. The record is from the annotation of a GenBank genome assembly.
UGCCAGCUGGUGGAGCUGAUGGUGUUGAAGUUGCCUUGGACCCUUCGGAAUUGGACCUGGUCGAUACGGCCGACGCCAUGAAGGCGAAAUAUGAUGAACAGUUGCGGAGACGUCAGGCCGCGGGCUUGGGUGUUCCAGGACAGGAAGAUUUAUCAGACAUGGUUGCCGAACACGCCGCACGACAGAAGACGAAACGGAAGCGGCAACAAGAAAAGCAAGAGCCUCCUGGCAAACAAGCCAAGAAAUACAAGUUUAAAUUCUGAUCGCGAGUUCGACGAAUUCCAUAUCCUCAACAAUUUGCCCUCUCUUC